This is a messenger RNA of Marasmius oreades (fairy-ring Marasmius), 2785 nucleotides long. RefSeq lists its product as uncharacterized. Lineage: Eukaryota; Fungi; Basidiomycota; Agaricomycetes; Agaricales; Marasmiaceae. The transcript is spliced from 11 exons. The record is from RefSeq and is a predicted model, not a curated record. Bases 952 to 2472 code for a protein of 506 amino acids. Gene Ontology annotation, molecular function: O-methyltransferase activity.
CCUCCUCUUCCCAUGACAUACUCUCUGCGGAGUCCCAUUCCUUCCCAUUUGGCCCACUAUUCCCUCAAAAAUUGCGGGAAAACCAUUCAAGGUGUCAUGCAACCGCGGAAUCCGAUGAAAAUUAAAUACACUUGAUAGACAUUACGCGAUCCCACUGGAUCCCACCAAAACCAUUUUCCAAAUUCUUCCCCAUGGCCAGUAUCUCUCCUGGAAUCGGAAACGGGAAGCCGAACUUGAAGCAAACAUGGAAGAUAUCGGGUGUCUGCGGAAGUGGUAUUGAAACAUAAAAUCUUUGAUCGACGACAGACGGGUUCCUGUUGAUCGGAGGCAGUCUGAGUUGGAUGGACGAGAUAGUCGUAUUUGAGAAGUACGGGAAUGAAGGAAUGAGGCAUUAUGUGCAGCCAGUGGUAAGUGAUAUGACUUUAUCAUUACAAUUCGCCCAGAUGUUUUGUCCCAGAAUCAAGGACGUUCAACCCCAUACCCGCCUCCCCUCAACCCCGCCCUCCACCUACGUUUAGUGACCUAAGGCGCAUACAUAGAACAGCCCUUCACUGCGUCGUUGCGUCGGAGGAUCUAUGUGGGAUAAGUACGAGAAGGAAUCAUCGACAUCGACCCGAACUUGAUGUACCAAGGAACCACUCGCUCCCUGCAGAUCCCAUGGAAAAUGGAUUGUAAAAGUUGCAAGCAACCCCCUAAUCGACUCGCUCUGUCCAACUCCCCUUCCCCAACCCUCCGCUAUGAUUAUUCUGUACCAAACCCAACUGUCGUCAAAGACACGCACGUAUGACGCGCACAUAUACCAACCAGUACGUGGAGAAUAAAUCGUUGCGAUUCCUAACACUGUGCAUCCAGGGUAAAUGAAUCCCAAGCCAACGAUUUGUAUACCACGCGUACGUUUCAAGUUUGUAUUUGACUCAGUAGUUAAGUCCUUGUGUCAACCUUGAAGCAAGGAUGAGCACACGCGUCACCUCACGUUCUAAGUUUAUAUGGCGAGGCACCGAGUCAUGGGCUCAGUUUAGCCAGCGCUGGUCCUGUCUUCGCCAACUCGCCGAUCUCAUAUCCGCCUCCGUCGAUACUAUCGACUCCCAUUUCUCAAGAAAUGAUCUCAAUUUUCCCUCACUCAAUGACCCGUUCAACCCAGCGUCUCCCGCCGAGGCUCUCUUGCGAAAUCCAGAUCUUGUCAAGCACAUUAUGACUGCUGUAUCUGCUUGCUCCCAACUGAUUGCCACAAUCAACAUGCCCAUGUCAUCAUUGGCUGACGCUGCAUUUUCGUUCCACAUUCCUGCAGCCCUUAGAACCGCCGUUGCAGUCAACGUUGUCGAGGUGUUGCGCGACCAUCCGGAAGGUCUCCACGUCAAGGAUAUCGCUGAAAAGGGUGGGAGGGGCAUUGAUCCUGCUAAACUAGCAAGAAUCCUACGCGCUCUGGCGACAAACUACGUCUUUACCGAAACAGCUCCGGAGACGUUCAAGAACAACAGGCUUUCCUCGUUCCUAGACACCCGCAAGUCGGUGGCUGCGAUCCUUGCCAAGCCGGAAGAAAAGCUCUCUGGGUUUGCUCCAAUAGUGGACCAGGUCAACGAUGAAUUAUUCAAGGGCGCUGCCUACCUCACGGAAACUCUUUUGGACCCCCAGAUUGGACACUCGGAUGCCCAGGAACACACGUCGAUUGCGCGCGCAUUCGGUCUCCAAAACAAAUCACUUUGGGAAUGGUACGAAGAACCCGGGAACGAAUUUAGAUUGAAACGAUUUGCCGCCGGCGCUGGAGGAGUUGCGAGGGCGAAUACGGAUGUGAUACUGUCCGGCUUCGAAUGGGCUUCCCUUCCUCCUGACUCUGUAAUCGUUGACGUCGGAGGCGGACAAGGACACAACAUGUUAACGAUUCGUGAGAAAUUCCCUGAUUCGAAACUCAAGUUCGUCGUACAGGACCGUGGAGGGGUCAUGGAGGAGGCGAAGAAGUUUUGGAAGUCGAGUGCGCCGGAUGCGAUUGAGAACGAGGAUGUUGUUUUUGAGGGUCAUAAUUUCUUCGAACCCCAACCUCUUCAACCCAGUCAUGGUCCUCCGUCCGUUUUCUUCUUGAGCAUGAUCCUACAUGACUAUGGACGUCCCCUUGCGGGUAAGAUACUGAGACAUCUUCGGGACGCCGCGGUAACUGGGGAGACGAAGCUGGUCAUUGUCGAUCAGGUCGUCCCAUACGCCUGUCCUCCUACCGCCAUUCCACCCUACGAAAUACCCAUCCAAGGUGCGGAGAAAGUCCAACCGCAAGGGGUCCCAUCACCCCUCCUUCCAAAUCUGGGGAAAGCGAAUUUGUUUACCUAUCUCGGAGACCUAUGCAUGCUCGUUGCUUUGAAUGGUGAAGCUCGGACUUUACCGGCCUACAUUGAGCUUUUGGAAGCAUCGGGGUGGAGAAUCGAGGAGGUUUUCGCAGGCGGGGUUGGGGGGUUGCAUAGUCAGAUUGUUGCGAGAACGAUCUGAGGUGGUUGCAGGUCUUCGAGCGUGGUCACUGGUGCUCGAUUUAUAAUGAAAAGUUGAGAUGAGUAAUAAUUCCCCAAUACCGAAGAGUUUGUAGUGGGCUGUCCCAAUUUGCGACUAGUAACGAACCAAUCGAACAGGCCCCCUGAUAAUCCUGGUAGAGUCCUCAUACAAAACCACCGAAUUUUGCAAAAAUUUUGGCCAUCUUUCAUGCCAAAACACUGAAAUGUUGACCGAAAUUGGCCUACUGUAUGUGAAUCACCACCCAGAUCACUGAAAAACGGCUCCCCACCGGGAGGUAUCAUGCCAAAUCACC